CUCAUUCAUCAUUUGUUCUUCAUGUGAUCAUAAUUUUAUAUUGUUUAUGUUUCAUUGCGUACAUCACUUUAUAUGCUCCAGUUUUAGGAGUUUUAUACAGGACAGUGUAGGAACCCAUGUUACUUUCCCCUAUCUUCUGAGUGACGAAAACUGCUCAGCAGGCCGUGUGCACAACUGCAAGGAACAUUCAGCGGACACGUUGUCCAAAGGAACAAUUCGUGGCUAACCACAGCUUUUUCACCAUUUGGAUUGGUAGUGAAAUAAAAGUCAGCUCCUGAUUGUUUUAUCUUUACAUAAACCCAGUCAUCUUGGUUAAACUCGCUGGUCCGGCCAGUACAGUGAAAAAGCUACAACUUGCCUGUUGUUUUUCUUGGAUAACGUACGCCACUCCACGACAGUCAGCAGACCCAUAACGUAGUUUCAACGACAACGUUUCGUGCUAGUAAAUUGACAACAACUUGUCUACACAUCUCCUGAACAGGAAAUACAACGGAGCAACGUUCGUAGCUGUUACCUUGACACUACGCAACACAGCUUGUGCGUCCUAGGCAGCAAACCAACAACGUUGAACAAACAUUGCCUACUUCUAGUUGAUUUACAUCAUGGAUCCCAGUCACGAACAGCAAGAAGAGGUUCAGCCCCCUGAGGGAGAUGUCCCUAAAGAACUAGAAGAAAAUCCGUCUGAUAACACACAUUUAGAUGAAAAUGCCGAGACUAGGCGAGUACGUGAACUUACCGAAAAGGGACAGGGAGCCUUUAUAGAAAAACGUGACAAGUUCUAUCACGACUUAGAGGCCCUAUGGUCAAACCUAGAAUCUCAGUUAUUAAAAACGACCAAGCCUCCUAACGACCUCCAGCAAUUGCUAACAUCACAAGAUAAAAUUGUACAAGCCUGUACUAAUUAUCGCAGGCUCACAGACGAGUACUUGAAAUUUCUCAAAAAUACUAGAACAUUAGACAGCCUUCAAGACAUUGAUACGUGCAAAUUUUCAACGGAUAUCCGAAUGUCUAAAGUCGACCUGGCAAUUGAAACUUUACAGGAGCAUCGCCUUACCCUCACAAAGGCUAAAUCUACAAAAACGAGGACAUCUAAGGGCAAGAACACCUCGCAUAGUAGGAGCUCAAACGUCUCUGACAUGUCAAGCCUAGCACGGAGAAAGCGUGCCAAGGCAGAGUCCGCUAGAUCAAGGAUAGCCUUUGCCGAGCAACAAGCUGCCCUCUUAAAGCAGGAGGCCGUAUUAGAGGAACAGACCCUAUACAGACAAACAGAAAUCAAGGCCAAAAUAGAACAAGAAGCCAUCCGUGCAAAACAAGAGGCCACACGUAGAAUUGCUGAGGCUGCUCACCUGAAAGCUCGAAUUGAACAGGAGGAGGAGCACAUCAAAGCUGAAAAAGAACAGGAGGCCGUUCGCAGGAAAACUCAAAUGGAACAGGAAGCAGCACGUGCGGUCCGAGAAAAAGCCGAACUUAGGGCUGCUAUGAAGAUUCUCGAAGCAAAAAGAGAAGCUGCAGCCGCAGAAGCCGAGGCUCGUAUCCUGGAAUACGACGGCAGCCAAGCAGUUAGCGAUCUCCCUGACGAAUCGGAAGACCCUCUCCAGCGUGUGCAAGAUUUCGUCAAUAAACAUCCUGUACUAACUGCUGUAAAGGAAGUAACAGGUCCUCAAAAGAUGAGACAAAGUCCUGUUAAGAUUGAGCUGAGUCAUGAAGCACCAGCGUUCGUGCCAUCCGUGGCACUCAACUUGCCGCCACAGACAUCUGCUGUUUUGCCUUCUGAUACCAAGUCACCGGAAGUUACCUUAAUCCCAGAUCUGGGAAUAGUAACCGGCAUACAAAAACUAGGCCUUUCGGAGGAGAUCCCUACUGAACACCAAAAACAAGGCGUAAUAGAAGAGACCCCUGUUGCAUACCAGCAACAAAUCAAUCCUACGUCGGAGAUAACCAGAUUUCUCCUACGCAAGGACCUGCUGUUCUCCCGGCUAACAAGCUUUAAUGACCGGGCAGAAUCCUUUCAUACAUGGAAAGCAAGCUUUAAGAACGUGACAGACGAGUUACAAGUUAGUGACUCAGAACAGAUUGAUCUUCUGAUCAAAUGGCUCGGUCCAGAGUCUGCUAAACAUGCCAUUAGCAUACGAGCGUCGAAUGCCAACAACCCAACAAGAGGCCUACGGAGACUAUGGGAGAGACUUGACGACCGAUAUGGAGCUCCAGAAAUGUUGGAGGCGUCUCUCGUUAACAAACUUGUCAACUUCCCAACACUGACGAAUAAGGACAACUCACUCCUUUACGAUUUGUCAGAUAUUAUCUCAGAAAUAGAAUAUCACAAGGAAAAUCCCAAGCUGGGAUGUUUGCUUGCGUAUUUCGACUCUUCAUCCGGGAUAAAUCCUAUAGUGGAAAAACUGCCAUACGGACUCCAAGAAAAGUGGAUAACAAGGGCUUCAAGAUACAAGUCUAAAUAUGAAGUUGCAUUUCCACCUUUCACAGAAUUCUCUGCCUUCAUCAGGGAAAUUAGCAAAAUAAAGAACGAUCCUGGGUUCAUUUUUGGGUCAAGAGUCACACCAAGUACAAAAGGUGCUGCGCCAAAGUUCACACCUCAAACAUAUUCUAAAGUCAAUGUUCAUAAGACAGCAGUUGAACAGCAACCUGGAGACAGCAGUGAACAACAAAGUCUUUGCAUUUUGCAUAAUACAAAGCAUACCUUAAACGAAUGCCGAGCGUUCCGUGCCAAAUCAAUCGAGGAACGCAGGGAACUGUUGAGGCAAAACAAUCUGUGUUACAAAUGCUGUGAUUCGACUAUGCACAGAAGUCGUGAUUGCAAGGCAAGUAUCAGUUGCAAUGAAUGUGGAAGUAAACAACACACCACCGCAUUACACACAAAUCGAGUGUACCAACCCAAAGGUGUACCGCCUUCACCGCCUAGAUCAGUCCACGGCGGGGGGCUAAUUGAUACAGCCUACGGCGGGGAGCAACUUGAGUUAGCUGAAACCAAGCUAACCUCUGUUAGUUCAACUUGCACAGAUAUCUGUAAAGAUGGCAACAGUAUUAAAUCUUGUGCCAAGAUACUCCCUGUGAAUGUCUUUCACAAAAAUAAUCAGGAAAAAGUAAUUCGCAUGUAUGCAAUUAUUGACGACCAAAGCAACCGGUCUCUCGCCGCUCCUGAAUUCUUCAGCCUAUUCAACGUACAGGAAGAAACAAAAGACUAUAUGUUAUCCACAUGCUCCGGCAGCAAGGUUACUUCCGGAAAACGAGGAAACGGCUUUGUCGUAAAGUCUGUACAAGACAAUACUAGAUUCAAUCUGCCUGAACUGAUUGAAUGCGAUAACAUUCCCAAUAAUCGGAACGAAAUUGCUACAACUGAGGAUAUAUUGCAAUAUCAACACUUGCAAGAACUACAAAAAAAUAUUCUCCCGAUUGAUGGAAAAUGCAAAAUCCUAUUGCUCAUUGGAAGAGACCUAAUAGAGGCACAUCACGUCCUUGAUCAACGUCUAGGACCACCAAAGGCUCCAUUUGCGCAAAAGUUAAACCUGGGUUGGAUUAUCGUUGGUGAAAUACGCUCCGAUAAGCAACAUGUUCACCUUGAACUCACUACAAAGGAAACAAAUCCAGCUUGCAGUGUUGUGAAACCACAUACAAAGAAAUUACCUGAGUGUAAUAAAACCAACACCCAGUCAAAUGGAAUUCGAACUGAUUCGUUUAAACAAUAUCCCCGUUUACAUUGGCAACCAAAAACGAAAUCAGCGACUUCGAUCGUCAAAUUUGCAGAAGACGAAAAGUUCAUUUCGGAAGCAACAUCACUAAAAGUGAAUGCCGACAAAGAAAAGUACAUCCGAAAACAUUCAAUUCCCAAGGAAAGCUCCAAUUUGCCUUUGGAUACGCAAGGACAAGAGGAAAGUAGAAUAGACAAUUCGGACUUAAGUCACAGAGGAAAGGAACAUGACACCGGCUGGUCUACUAUAUGCCGUAAACGUAAAGGAAAGCGUCCGUUUUGCAAGACGUCCCCGUUGGAUCGCAUAUCUGUGUCGAAAGGAGAUUCAUUCAUCAGAACUACAGCCAUGGAAUUGGAUCUUAGAUCGCCGCGAUCUCGUCGGAAACACCACCUUAUCUAGGAAAGAAGCUGUGAAAUACCCAGCCUCCCGUUGGAUUACUUCCAAGUUCAUAUAAGUGGAACUUUGGACGGCUGUUAUAUAUUUAACAUUUUAUUUGUUUUAAUAAUGGAAUAGUGAUGUCAGAUAGACCUCAGACGGGGAGUGUUCUGGAACUCAUUCAUCAUUUGUUCUUCAUGUGAUCAUAAUUUUAUAUUGUUUAUGUUUCAUUGCGUACAUCACUUUAUAUGCUCCAGUUUUAGGAGUUUUAUACAGGACAGUGUAGGAACCCAUGUUACUUUCCCCUAUCUUCUGAGUGACGAAAACUGCUCAGCAGGCCGUGUGCACAACUGCAAGGAACAUUCAGCGGACACGUUGUCCAAAGGAACAAUUCGUGGCUAACCACAGCGUGAGUUACCUUUAAAACAUUACAAAUUAUGUCUUUACAUCAGCGAUGAACUGUUUUAAUAUGUUUUCCUAUGUUAUAAAGAAACUAUGAACAUUUAACCGUUCAAACUGUUCGUAUCUGCGAUUACACAAUUUAAUUCAGACAGAACCCGACGUGUGCAAGAAUAUUCAUCUAUUUAUUAUUAUAAAGAACAUUAACAGCUUUAUAAAUCUACGAACUGUUUAUCCGUAUUUUUAAUGGACUUUAAUUAUCAUUGAACACAUUGUAAAAUUGUAUUUAUAUUUGUAUUUUCAGUUUUUCACCAUUUGGAUUGGUAGUGAAAUAAAAGUCAGCUCCUGAU
Mytilus californianus (California mussel) is the source of this 4828-nucleotide messenger RNA. RefSeq lists its product as uncharacterized. NCBI's taxonomy places the organism in Eukaryota, Metazoa, Mollusca, Bivalvia, Mytilida, Mytilidae. The transcript is spliced from 2 exons. Bases 603 to 4103 code for a protein of 1166 amino acids. The record is from RefSeq and is a predicted model, not a curated record.